This is a messenger RNA of Danio rerio (zebrafish), 822 nucleotides long. RefSeq names its product lecithin retinol acyltransferase b, tandem duplicate 2 (gene lratb.2). Lineage: Eukaryota; Metazoa; Chordata; Actinopteri; Cypriniformes; Danionidae. Gene Ontology annotation, biological process: retinol metabolic process. The record is from RefSeq and is marked provisional. Gene Ontology annotation, molecular function: phosphatidylcholine-retinol O-acyltransferase activity.
UCCUCGGGCUCCCUGAUAAAGCCAGCAGGUGCCGUCCCAUCCAGAAGCCCCCCGUCUCUCCAGACAGGAUGUUUCCCCUGCAGUUCUUCAGCCUCUUCUACAUCGCCGUGCUCGCAGACUUCGAAGAAAAGAAGAAAAGGCAAACACUCCAGUAUGACCUCUCCAAAUAUAAAAGAGGAGAUCUGCUAGAGGUCCCGAGAACUCUCUUCACGCAUUUCGGGAUUUAUUUGGGAAACAAUCGCGUGGCUCAUCUUAUUCCUGAUAUCUUACCGGUCUGGACCACCGACCAGAAAGCUAUUCAGAAGAUGGUGACCAACAACCGGUUGAUUUUAGGGGUAAUUGCCAAAAAAGCUAGCGUCCGCGUGGACUCGGUGGAGGACUUUGCUUAUGGAGCAGAGAUUCUGGUUAACCAUAUGGACAAGGUGUGUAGCCGGGCAGCAUUCGAAGGUGAGGAAGUGGCCAGGAGAGCUGAGAAGCUCUGUGGGUCUGUGGUUUACAGUCUGCUGUGGUACAACUGUGAACAUUACGUCAUGUACUGCAGAUACGGCACUAGCAUGAGCUUUCAGACCUACCAGUUCUGCAAAGCUGUGCGCAAGAUUGUGUGCAGCAAGAUGAGCUCUCUUAUAAGUCUUCUGUUGGGCUUGUUUAUUAUGUUUUAUCUGCAGUCGGUGACCCUGUUUGGAAUUUUACCCACAAUUAUCAUUCCUUUUACCAUUUGGAUGGCAUCCUGAAGCUGUGUGAAAUACAAGUUUGGUCAAUUAGCUGGAUAUUUUUUUUCCGGAUUGUUUGUAGUUCAUUAUAGCGCUGGGUCUCAACUACGGG